Molecule: messenger RNA, 2979 nt
Organism: Ahaetulla prasina
Lineage: Eukaryota; Metazoa; Chordata; Lepidosauria; Squamata; Colubridae
Product: hydrocephalus-inducing protein homolog
Exons: 20
Coding region: 55-2979 (974 amino acids)
Biological process (GO): cilium movement; axonemal central apparatus assembly
Cellular component (GO): axoneme
Source: RefSeq, a predicted model, not a curated record
GCGAGGAAGCGGCGGAACAUCUCCAGGGCCGGGCCGGGCUUGUACUGCGGCACCAUGUGUCCGGCGCCCUGCGGAGAAGGAGGCGAGAAAGGCGAGCCGAACUUGUCUGAGGGAAGACUUGUAAGAUUAUGCCACCAUCUGCUGGAAGAAUUUGGAAAGACUUGGCAGAAAGUAGAGAACGAAAAGAAAGGAAACCCAGGCCGCCUUGGAAGGCUGACAAAGAUGCUAACGGAUCGAGCCCGGAAAUCUCUGCUUCCUCUGAAGUUACCAGAAGGAUUUCAGAGCAAAGUGGUUGCACCUCGCAAUGCAAAGUUGGUUACAGAAGAAAAGAAGGACUCUCCACUGACGCCCUCGGCUUUUCUGAAAGAGAUAUCUCUCACAACGGAACAAAGGCUUGCAAGCACCCAUGAAGUACACUUGCCUCGCAUUAUUCAGCUUUUGGACAUGAGUGAAACCUCACACCAGAAAUUCUCCUCGGUUGAUCUGGAUCGGACUCUGUUUCAACCAUUCCCAUCAGAAGUGGUUUUUCAAAACUAUGCCUCUUGUGAGCUGUACGAAGUACCGCUGAUCCUGAGGAACAACGACAAGAUCCCACGGCUCGUAAAGAUUGUUUGUGAGAGUUCACCUUACUUCAGAGUCAUCAGCCCCAACGAUGUGUGCAACAAAGUCGCACCUGGCAUGCCCUCCACAUUCCGGAUUCUCUUCACUCCUGAGGAAAACAAGGAUUAUUUCCAUGAAUUAACUUGCAUUACUGAGAGGGAAAAAUUCAUUGUGCCUAUCCGAGCAAUUGGUGCCCGAGGCAUUUUGGAUUUCCCAGACCAACUGAAUUUCUCCACAUCUCCCGUCAAGUACAAUACACAGAAAACCCUGCUUGUUCGGAACAUUGGCAAUCGAGAAGCCUACUACCAGAUUACCACCCAGAGACCAUUUUCUGUCAAACCCUCCAUUGGGACUCUUGGAGUAAAUGAAACCACACAAUUCACUAUUGACUUUUAUCCAGAAAAAAGUGGCAACCACUGUAAAGACCUUGUUAUACAUUAUGAUACAGGAGAAGACAUUCAUGUCAGUUUAUAUGGAGCUGCUACAGAUGUCAAUGUGAGACUGGAUAAGAACUCCUUGACAAUUGAGAAGACUUAUAUCACUUUAGCAAACCAGAGGUCUGUGAUCAUACACAAUCGGAGUGAUAUCAUUGCGCAUUUUCAGUGGAAAGCAUUUGCAACACACGAAAAGGAAGAAGAGAAAAAACAGACGAUGUGUCAAACCCUGCAGGCUGAACAAAACAGUGUGCUUGAUCAGCUUCUGGUAGAAUGUAACAUGAAUCCUGCACUUCGUGAGCAUCUCUCCAUUGUCACCCGUACCUUUGAGAACCGACGGGCAACUGUCCAUGAAGAUGCAAUGCUCUUCAACAAUAAAGUCUUCUCCAUUGAGCCUCUGGAGGGAGAUGUUUGGCCCAAUUCUACAACUGAAAUCAGUGUGAUGUUCCGGCCACAAGAAGCUGGGAUGUAUCUUCAGACAGUCUACUGUGAUAUUACAGGCCGAGAGACCAGGCUCCCUCUGCGUAUCAAGGGGGAGGCAAUAGGCCCCAAGCUACUUUUCAACUUUGAUCAGCUGGACGUUGGGAAAAUUUUUGUGGGAUCAUCUCACAGUUAUGAGGCCAUCUUAUCUAACCAAGGAGCUAUUGAUGCCCUCUUCCAUCUGAUGUGGCCCUCCACUGUGCUGGGUGCCUGCUUUGCCUUUCAACCCAGAGAAGGAAUCGUUGAGCCGGGUUGCCAUCAGGCCAUUCACAUUUCUUUCAGCUCUACUGUCCUGGGCCCCUUCUCAGAAGAGUUCAAGUUCCACGUGAAUGGCUCUCCCCAGCCUGUGACCUUAGUUAUUCAGGGCUGUGUCAUUGGACCCACUUUUCAUUUCAGUGUCCCCUCUCUCGAUUUUGGGAAUGUCUCCUUCGGUUUCCCUCAAACCCUGUCCUGCUGCCUCAGCAACACUUCACUGGUGCCCAUGACUUUCAGCCUGCAUGUUCCAGGAGAUGGUAAUGGAGAGCCAAGUAUUAGGAGUCAGGAUCAAGCCUCUGACAUCUCAAGGCCAACGUGGAGAAAAGCACGGUUUGCAUCUGCAAGGCCCAAAGAAUUUACCAUCUCUCCCAGCUAUGGUACCAUUCGCCCACAAGGAUUUCUGGACAUUGAGGUGACCUUAUGCUCAAACACAGUGAAGACCUAUGAAACUGCCCUUGUAGUGGACGUCAAAGGUAGUGGUGAGGAUGUGCUGGCCCUCCCAAUUUCAGCAAGAUGCCUCACACCUCCACUACACGUGGCAAACCCCACUGUGAAUUUUGGACGUUGUUUCCUGAAAUUUCAGUAUCAACAAGUGGCAAAACUUGUUAAUGAAGCUGACCUUCCAGGAUGCUAUGGUGUUCUUCCCCAGGAAUAUAAGGACUCUCCCACCAUCUUGUAUUCAAGUCCAGUGCCUUGCGGUAUUAUUCCACCUCAUACUACAGUUGAAAUCCCAUUAGCUUUGGAAGUUGAGGAAAAAGGCCACCAGGAAACAAUGGCCUGCAUAGCUAUCUUUGGGAAUGAAGACUUUCCCCUGAAAAUCCAAUUGGUGACUUUUGGAGAAGGUCCUGUUGUUUAUGUGCAUCCAUCUAAGAUAGAUUUUGGCUGCAUCCAGGUUUUAAAGAAUGUUUCCAGGGCACUUUGUCUUUCAAAUCAGUCUGUUAUUCCUGCACCAUUUAAGGCGCAGAUGGCCCAUACUCCUUCCCAGUGGAGAAUUGACCCCAGUGAAGGGGUUGUUCCUCCAGAGGCGGAAAUGUCACUCACUCUUAUUGUUAAUUUGGAUGAUAUCGUAUUGUUUCAGGACAAAAUCAACCUGGCUAUAGAGAACAGUAAUUCUUAUAUUAUUCCAGUCCUGGCCACUGGCAUUGGAACAACCAUUGUCACAGACAAGCCAUUUGCUCCUGCCAUCAAUCUGGGACCCCAUUUCAGGUAA